Penaeus indicus is the source of this 2776-nucleotide messenger RNA. RefSeq lists its product as uncharacterized. Lineage: Eukaryota; Metazoa; Arthropoda; Malacostraca; Decapoda; Penaeidae. The transcript is spliced from 8 exons. Bases 642 to 1499 code for a protein of 285 amino acids. The record is from RefSeq and is a predicted model, not a curated record.
GCACACGCACCCUCACGUUCUCGCGCCCCCGCACGUGUGACCCGCGCUCGCUCGCUCGCUAUUUGCCUGCCGUUCCUCUCUCGUCCCGCCCGCUGAACAACACAACCCACUCCGCCCAAUCUUCUCUCCCAAACCGACACCAACUUCCAUUUUUGUUUUGUGUCAGAUCUUGUGCCUAAAAAUCCUCCCCCCCCCCCACCUCAAAACCUUCGGAAAAGUGCUGGUUGUUUUAAACGCUCGAUCGGAGUGAAAUGUUUUGAGAAGACUUUCGCAGCUCCGGAAGUCUGAGAUUGGAUGUGAAGGAAGGAAACCCAGAUUAUAAAUGUAUAUUUCGUGCUCUGUAUAGAAUAAGAAAUAGAUCUAUAUAUUUCUAUAUCUUCCCCUCCCCCCUCACCUGCCGUACCCUUUUGGCUGUCUCCAAAUACCCAGUUACUGAUAAGAAAUUCUGGUAAUCGCCAAUUAUUAAUCACAAAACAUCCAAAAAAAAAAAAUAUAUAUAUAAAUAAAAAAAAAAAAAACAAUACGAGAUUCUCUGAAACACUGGAAAAAAAGAGAAAAUUAAUACAUCCUUGAAAAAAAAGAAAAGAGUUUAGAAGCCUUAACUGAAAAAUAAGGUCCUAGCAACACUGAAUUAUACAGAAAUGCUCGGGGUCUACAUUAUAGCAGUGCUCUUUAUCAACUGUCAGGCGAGAUGUUGUGAUCCAGGUGCUGCGGGUGACCUAUUAAGAGGGGUCGACGUCCCCCUCUACGCCUUCGCAGGAGGUCAAGCCACCCUCAGCUGCUCCUACGACCUCAGGUCAACCCGUCUCUACUCCUUGAAGUGGUACCACAACGGAACGGAGUUCUAUCGCUACGUGCCGACGGAGAGAGACAGACCGAAUUACAUCCGACCGAGUCACAAGUUUACGGUCACGGAGCUGUUUCGAAAUGACCACCGCGUGACCUUAUCUCUGACCCGACUUUCCAUAACGGCGUCGGGUCAGUAUCGGUGUGAGGUCAUUGCAGAACACCCGAGCUUCCGGACCGAGGGGGCCAUCGCCAACAUGACCGUGCUCAGAGAACCGCUAUCCCCCCCGGUGCUGGUGGGGGCGAGGGAGAUCUACGAGCCGACGGAGCUGAUCAAAAUAGGUUGCCAGCCGCAGCGCCCCUUUCACGAUGACCACAAACCAACGUUGCAGUGGUUCCUCGAGGGUAGCCAGGUGGGCUCGGAGUGGGUCACGCCCUACGGAAAGACCUCCCACCAGGGCUACUUCGGCUUGUCUCUACACGUCCCGGGAGAACAGAUCGUAGAAGCAGGAGGGAAUUUGAAAGCUGAAUGCCGACUCACCCUCGGGCCCCAUCAACUCAGCGCCUACAAGACCUUACGAGUCAGAAUGCGUAUGAUUUCGUACGUCGACAACUACCACGCCUCAGGAUCGCAGAACAUGGCUCCCGGUGCUCCUGCUGUCUGCUUGCUCCUGCUUGCCGCUUCCCACUUCCUCCUGCUGAUCGUCGUCUAGAAAAGGCCCUGCAGCGGGUGUCUUCGAAUCAAACUACCCGCGUCGUAGCGUUUAGGAUGUGAAACUAUACAAAAUAGGAUCUAUUGUAGGAUUAUGUAUUGAAGUGUUGUAGAUGAGGAUGUGUUCGUGUGUGUGUGUGUUUGUGUGUGUGGUUAGGUUUGUAAUACUUUUUUUUUCACUGGGUAUAUGUUUUCAUACUUUUUUGAAUGAUUGAUUGAUUCUUCUCUCCUGUCUCACAUCACUUCUUCGGAAGGAUAUGCCUUUUUUGUGGACGAGGAAGAGAGAGAGAGAGAGAGAGAGAGAGAGAGAGAGAGAGAGAGAGAGAGAGAGAGAGAGAGAGAGUAGGCUAGUAUUCGUAGAGUUUUUGCACCCGACCAAACCCAACUUGUAAACUCUUCAUGUCGUGUGAGUUUGAGCGUGCGUUUUCUGCCUAAAGUAACAUUUGUGUGAUUACUCCUAGCGUGAAUUUAGUUUCAAAUCCGAAAGCCUGGACAAAUGUGCUUUGCAUAUCCACCUUAUAAAUAAAUAUACAGUAUAUAUAUAUAUAUAUAAAUAAAUAUUUCGUGUGUACAGAUAAGUGAACACCCAAGUUCAUAAUUUUUCCUACAUAAAUACAAGUGUUCACAUGUAAACAAAGUCUUGCAUAGCUUAUCAAGUAUGAAACAAAAUGAGGUUAUUUGUACAUAACACACAAACUGUAUAUUGCACGUGUGUACAUAUAGCUAAGGCCCAUGCAUAUAGAUGCACAUAGGAUGAACAAUAAUAGGGAAUAAAAUAAUGUGUAAACAAGUAUGUAAAGCGUAGGUUUUGGUCAUGCAAACAGGUGUAAAUAACACAGGAACUACAAAUCGGUGUGUACAUUACCCAUGUAGGAACAGUACUUCCCAAAGCAUGGUCACUGUGGGUCAGUCAGUAAUAAAUGUGUAUUGAGUUGAAACUUAUCUCAUUCGUGGGAAAAAAAAAAAUUCCUUAAGGCAGGAUAUGCCCCUUUGUAGAGACGAUGUAGAAGAGGGACUUUGCCGCUUAGGAUCUCAAAGUCUCUUCAAGGAGAGUCAUAUUUCUUAUUUUCAUGUGUGUGUGUAUUAAGUAGAGUCGUUUACCGGGAGACUUCACAUAGGUAGAGUCUCUGUCUCUCUGCCUAUGUCGAGUCUCCUGCCCCAUCUGUCUAGAGAAUACUACCCUUUCUUUACUUAUAAAAAGAAGAGUCAAGUAGAGUCCUAUAAGAAACAGACAGCAGAAGGGACGCCUCUUUCGCCCGGAGUUCCCCAUCGUCUGCA